Pelobates fuscus (common spadefoot toad) is the source of this 828-nucleotide messenger RNA. RefSeq lists its product as uncharacterized. The coding region runs from base 91 to 828 and encodes 245 amino acids. Lineage: Eukaryota; Metazoa; Chordata; Amphibia; Anura; Pelobatidae. The record is from RefSeq and is a predicted model, not a curated record. The transcript is spliced from 5 exons.
CGGGUUACACUGUGUACCGGGAAAUUAGAAUCUAUCCGGCACAGAACGUUACAUUGUAUCCAGAGCCAACUGCAACCAGCAACUCUCAUCAUGGACCUCAUACUGGCUCUCCUGCUCCUCGCGCUGGGUCUCUCCUCUGGUUCAGACAUUGUACGAGUCGCGGUGGGUUCAGACCUAUCUCUGUGCGGGAUGACGUGCGUCACGGGGGGAUACGCUAUCCUUGAUUGUUCCCCGAAACCCGAACCGAUCCUGGAAUACAACUGUGAUCUCCGUUAUUGGAAGGCAUUUAGUAAUUACCGAAACAGGGUUGAUUUCGAUGAAUCCAGGAGAUGCGCAAUAAUAAGAAGUGUUCAGAGCAGUGACACAGGUCGAUAUAUGUGGGUACUGAUUGAUACAGACCGUAAAGAAACUGUGUAUAAUUCUACGAGAUGCAGAAUUAUGGAUAAAGUCUCCAUCACCAGCCUUAGCUCCAGUCUCAGUAAUUCGGGGCUGACCACAUCUCUGCGAGUUCAGUUUACUGGGGGGAUGGACACAGUCACCUGGACCCGAGAUGGAGGAGACCUGCCCGAGGUCCACCAGCUGAGUGAAUUUAAUGACACCCUCACUGUACGGAGCACGGACUACGGGACAUACAGAGUGACUGUUACUAACUCAGUGAGUGAGGACCACGCUCAGCUCACACUCACAGUGUCUGCUACAACUAAACCAGCUCCUGUUUCAAGAAGAUUACGAAUCGUCAGCACCGCGACUAUCAUGGCUGCUGCUAUCUGUGCUGGGCUCCUGGGGGUAAUUAUUAAACUGAUGAUGCAGAGAAGAUCCAGAUAUUAA